Daldinia loculata is the source of this 2059-nucleotide messenger RNA. RefSeq names its product amine oxidase. The transcript is spliced from 4 exons. Bases 362 to 1981 code for a protein of 539 amino acids. Gene Ontology annotation, molecular function: oxidoreductase activity. The record is from RefSeq and is a predicted model, not a curated record. Lineage: Eukaryota; Fungi; Ascomycota; Sordariomycetes; Xylariales; Hypoxylaceae.
AUUUUAUCCUUACACCGGUGAAUCAACUGAGCUGCGUUUGCGUUGCGAUACAACCUCGAGCUGCUGAAAGCCGCUUAGCACCUGCAAGCCAAGGAUCGUUAUCAUACCUGAGCAUGCAGAUCCUGCGGGAGGGAACAUCAGCUUUCAGUAUUCAGGCCCGAUGCAGCUGGCUCGGCUCUUCCCGCCUUAUCAGCCGCAGGGGCUUGGGCGGGAUGUUGUGAUAAUCAAUGCUGUCGUUGCCAUUUGUCAAUUGAUAGGGAACAUUAGAUACAUACCUUAGGUAUAUAAAGGUUCUGUCUGGGCGAGUUGCCAGCACGAUUCUCUCAACAUAACUCCUAAACCUGGAAAGUAGCGCAUCACGAUGCAAUUGACCGACCGGCGGCUUUUCGCUGUCCUGUGCGCCCUUGCUGCACCUCUCGGAUGUGCUGGGAGAGUGGUAACGCGGGGAGUAAACAGCGAGACCGAGUGUCGCAAAACGACGGUCGCGAUACUUGGAGCGGGAGUUGCCGGUAUCACGGCCGCUCAGGCGUUGUCGAAUGCGUCUGUCUCGGAUUUUUUAAUUGUUGAUCGUAACGACUAUAUUGGUGGUCGCGUGGCUCAUACUAAUUUCGGAUCGAAACCUGACGGGACUCCCUAUGUUAUUGAGCUGGGCGCAAAUUGGGUGCAGGGACUGGGCUCUGAGGGCGGUCCUGAGAAUCCCAUAUGGACGUUGGCAAAGAAGUACGGGCUGAAUAACACGUACUCGAAUUACAGCUCCAUAUUGACGUACGACGGGGCCGGCGUUGCUAAUUUCAGUGACCUAUUCAAAACGUUUGAAAAUGCAUAUACGACGGUAGAGCAAGAUGCCGGGUAUAUCCUCACUGAUAACCUACAAGACACUAGUAUGCGCGCGGGGCUCAGUGUUGCCGGCUGGAAACCCAAGAAGGAUAUGCGCGCUCAAGCUCUCGAAUGGUGGGAGUGGGAUUGGGAAACCGCUUGGGCGCCCGAACAGAGCGGGCUUCUUUUCGGUGUUACGGGGUAUAACUUGACCUUCUACCAGUUCAGUGAUGAGAACAACUUCGUGUGGGAUCAGAGGGGCUUUAACACGUUCGUCGUUGGGGAAGCGCAUGAAUUCCUUGAGGAGAACGAUCCGCGGCUUCUGCUGGAGACUACCGUAACAACAAUCUCGUACGGUCCUGGUGGUGUGAUUGUUCAGCUUCAAGAUGGCGGGUGUAUCGAGGCUGAAUAUGCCAUUGCGACAUUUUCGGUAGGGGUACUACAGAACAAUGUAGUCGAAUUCGACCCUCCGUUGCCACGAUGGAAAUGCGAAGCUAUCGAGCAAUUCCAGAUGGGGACUUACACCAAAAUCUUCUUGCAGUUUAACGAAACCUUCUGGGAUCGGAAUACAGAAUUCUUCCUGUACGCUGACGACAAGUCCCGAGGCUAUUAUCCCGUCUGGCAGUCACUUGCCGCCCCUGGCUUUAUGGAAGAGUCCAACAUCAUCUUCGUGACGGUAGUUGAUGGCCAAUCAUACAGGGUUGAGCAGCAAUCUGACGAGGAGACGAAGGCAGAGGUCAUGGCAGUUCUUAGGACCAUGUUCCCAGAAAAGGAGAUCCCAGAUCCUAUCGAUUUCCACUAUCCGCGAUGGAGUACGGAAGAAUGGGCCUAUGGCUCUUACAGCAAUUGGCCGGUAGGCAUGACGCUGGAGAAGCACCAAAACCUUCGAGCCAACGUAGACCGGCUCUGGUUCGCCGGUGAGGCCACCUCAGCGCAAUACUAUGGGUUUUUACACGGGGCCUGGUUUGAGGGUCGGGAUGUUGGGAUGCGUAUUGCUGGUCUGCUUGGCCAGGAUAAAAAUCAUGAAUGCGAUGGAAACUCGACAGUAGGCUGCGGACAGAUGAUAGACUAUAAGAUUCUCCACGGGUCGACUUUUGCAGAUGAGUAUAACGUGGAAAAUGGGUGGCUAGCAAGUAGUUUCCUGACGUAUGGUUAUGAGGUGUGAAAACUUGAGAGGAAAUGUGGACUGUGUUGAUAGCACUCACUUUUCCCCUGAGUCACACUUACACUACUAUCCAACAUC